Molecule: messenger RNA, 945 nt
Organism: Rotaria sp. Silwood1
Lineage: Eukaryota; Metazoa; Rotifera; Eurotatoria; Philodinida; Philodinidae
Source: the annotation of a GenBank genome assembly
AUGUUAAAUAGUCAAUUGAAUGAUUCAUGGAAUUUAUUUAAACAUAUUUUCAAAAAAGAAUAUUUGUCGAAUCAAGAAGAAACAUAUCGUCGUCAAAUUUGGGAAGAAAAUCUUUCAAUUAUUCGUAAACAUAAUCUUGAAUCUGAUUUUGGUAUGCAUACAUAUACACUUGAAAUGAAUCAAUUUGGUGAUAUGACAAAUGAAGAAUUUCGAAAACAAAUGAAUGGUUAUAAAAUGAAUUUAAAAAAUGAAACAAUAAAAUUUGAUCGUCAUAAAUUUUUAACUCCAUCAAAUAUUGUUUUACCAGAAAGUGUUGAUUGGCGUACAAAAGGUUAUGUAACACCUAUUAAAGAUCAAGGUCAAUGUGGUUCAUGUUGGGCUUUUUCAACAACAGGAUCACUUGAAGGACAACAUUUUGCUAAAACAUCUAAACUUGUUUCACUUUCAGAACAAAAUUUAGUUGAUUGUUCACUUAAUUUGGGAUGUCAUGGUGGUAUUAUGGAUCUUGCUUUUCUUUAUAUCAAAUCUAAUGGAGGUAUUGAUACUGAAUGGUCAUACCCAUACGAAGCUGAACGUAGAAAAUGUCGUUUUGAUCCAAAAAAUAUAGGUGCUACUGAUACAGGUUUUGUUGAAAUUAAAAUGGAAAAUGAAACAGAUCUUCAAUAUGCUAUAGCUACUGUUGGUCCAAUAUCAGUAGCUAUUGAUGCUUCGAAAAGUUCAUUUCAAUUUUAUUCAUCUGGAGUUUAUGAUGAACCUCAUUGUUCAACAUAUUUACUUGAUCAUGGUGUUUUAGCUGUUGGAUAUGGUACUAUUAAUUCAAAAGAUUAUUAUAUUGUUAAAAAUUCUUGGGGAACCAAUUGGGGAAAUCAAGGUUAUAUUUGGAUGAGUAGAAAUAAAAAUAAUCAAUGUGGAAUAGCGACUGUUGCAAGUUAUCCACUUGUUUAA